Molecule: messenger RNA, 2315 nt
Organism: Anoplophora glabripennis (Asian longhorned beetle)
Lineage: Eukaryota; Metazoa; Arthropoda; Insecta; Coleoptera; Cerambycidae
Gene: Nelf-A
Product: negative elongation factor A
Exons: 7
Coding region: 1-1671 (556 amino acids)
Biological process (GO): negative regulation of transcription elongation by RNA polymerase II
Cellular component (GO): NELF complex
Source: RefSeq, a predicted model, not a curated record
AUGGCGAAUGUGCGUGACAGUGAUACCUCUUUGUGGCUUCACAAUAAACUCGGAAUUUCGAAUGAUUCAUGGACAGGAGGCUCAAUAUGUUCACAACUAAAUGCAGAAGUGUUAAGAAAUAUAAAGGACUGUUUUCCAGAUCUGCAGACCCAAGUGAAACUGAAAUUAUUAUUAAGUUUUUUUCAUAUCCCGCGCAGAAACCUGGAAGAGUGGAAAACAGAACUGGAACAGAUAUUGGAUGUAGCUUUGGCUGAUUCUGAACUUUGGGUAGCUAUGCUGGCAGAUGCUCUCAAAACUUAUCCCUCGACAGGAUCUCUAAACACAGAUAUUUCAGACGUUGAUGAAGUACGGCCUAUUUUUACUGAUUUAGUCACCGAUCUGAGGAAACUAGUACGGAAACAAAAUGAACACACGAUGCUUCCUAUGGAAUGUCAUUAUUUGAAUAAGGCAGCUCUAGUUUCAGUAGUGGGUCACAGACCAGAACCCUUGAAGCAUUUCACAAUUAAGAAGAAACCCAAAUCUGCACUGUUGCGUGCAGAUUUGUUACAAAAGUCUUCAGAUGCUGCUUCCAAUCUUAACAAAAAAUCAUGUGCUCCAGUUAUACCUGUCCGAUCUAGGGGUAUGCCCCGUAAAAUGACGGAUACCACUCCACUAAAAGGCAUACCAAGCAGGGUGCCAACGUCAGGAUUCCGUUCAAGUGUAUUAAAUAGUAACCUGAGCAACAGACCUCCACUGACUAGACCCCCCGCCGGAAGGAAAGAAGGCGGAGUUAAAUUGUUGGACAUCGCAGAUCAACCUCUGGGUUACGCUGCAGCUAAAAAGAGGAAAAGAAUGCAAGAAAUUGAAGAUGCGAAGAAAGCCACAGAAAACGCAGCGCUGCAGAGUCCCCCUCCUGCUUCUGGAUCUACACCUGAUUAUGCUGCAGGAUUGAGCGCGACGCCAGCUUAUGCGCCUGCCACUCCACAACCGACUGUUGCUCCAACUCCAGCUCCUGCUACAGCAGUGCUCACUUCACCCCAGCCCACACCGCAACCGGCAGUGACCACCCAACAGCCCCAACAAGUCUCGCCCCCGACCCCCGCACCUCCCGCUACUCCACAACCCACUCCACAGUUCACCGCCACACCUACGAUGCGGCCCGUGCCACCCUUACUUGCUACAACUCCAACUGGGCAAAGGACGAUCAUCACCACGGAUCAACCGCCCGUGCAACAGCAGGCGCAAACUCAAGUGGUCGGGACCCCAGUGGUGGUCACUCAAAGGCCCAUGCAGCAGCAGACCGUCACGCAUAUUAGGAUACAACCCCAGUCGUCUUCCAAUGUGUUGCAGAAGAGGGGAUUGGCCCUUACGCGAGAACAAAUGUUGGAGGCCCAGGACAUGUUCCGAACGGCGAACAAAGUCACACGGCCAGAGAAAGCUCUCAUAUUGGGAUUCAUGGCUGGUUCUCGGGACAAUCCCUGCCCCCACCUGGGUAAUAUUGUGACAAUAAAACUGUCCGAAGACCAAGAGAACGUACUGCAACCCGACGAGACUUACUUGACUAUGAUGGUAGAGACGCACUUCCAGAUGAACUACAACAAUGGCGAGUGGAAAAGGAUCAAGAAGUACAGACAUAUCGAGAAUAUGGUCGACCAGAUCACUUCCAGUACACCUACGGCGGCGCUCGUUUGACGAAAUGUCGUUCGGUAGUAGGUGUAAGCGAAAAGGAUCUUCCGGUUUGAAGCUGAACGUGUCGUCCAGGAAAAAUGCAAAGUGGGAGAAGCGUUUUUGUGCUAUGUUGGAGGUAUAUAUUUUGAAAAAAAGUUUUGUUGAUUAUUUUAUUUAUGCAAUUUAGGGUUUUGGAAAGUGCAAUUUGAAGCUAGCUUUAUAAAUAUUUUGUGAAAAUUUAAGUGUUUAUAACUUUUGAAAGAGUAGUUUUGGGUUAUGGUUCUUGUUUCUUUUGUGGGGUUCUACUUUAUACAGUAUUUGCAUUUGAACUGGAUGACUUGACGUUUUUAGUUUAACGAAUUUCCCGUUUCAUUUUGCGUAGUUUUGGUAGGUAAGACAGAACCACGUUUAGUUUGACAAUGAGAUUAUUUUAGGUUUAAAGUAAUCUUUGCGAAUAAUGUAGGAAUAACUUUUUUGUAUCAAAAAAUGUAAUUUUAUUUUGUACGUGAACAAACUGACUGAGGGGCCGAUGUUAAUAUUGGAGAGUGUAGAUAUUAAGAUCAAGUUUAAAUAAUUUCAGUAUCGCUUAAAAUGAUUGUGGUGGUUAGGCAAAUUAGAUUUAUAUAUUAUACUACGUUAGAAUUGAUAAGAUUAACAAUUUACGAUAA